Molecule: messenger RNA, 234 nt
Organism: Neoarthrinium moseri
Lineage: Eukaryota; Fungi; Ascomycota; Sordariomycetes; Amphisphaeriales; Apiosporaceae
Exons: 2
Coding region: 1-234 (77 amino acids)
Source: RefSeq, a predicted model, not a curated record
AUGUCGAACCCGACCCCGGCCUUCUGGAGCGGCCCCCUGCGCUACAUCCGCUGGUCAGCCCGCGAGCGCCCCGCCUACCUCUGGUCCGUCUUCAUCGGCGGCGCCGGGCUCGCUAUGCUGGCCACCGUGCCCCCGAUCCAGAAGCGCCUCGGCUACGAGAGGGCCAAGCCCAUCCCCAUGACCUACCCUAUUCCCGCAGGCCCGAGGAAACAGCUGAGUGGAUACGAUGACUGA